GCCAUAGAAACGAAUUUCUACAACGCGCUGCCCGUGGUGCUCAUCACUUUGAUCGUGGGCUCCUUGCUUCCCACGCCGGCGCCCGACACCUGGGCUGCGAAGUUCGGCUCGCCGCUGACGGACCUGCAGGUCUUUCGACACCUCUUCGAGGCACAAAGGG
Molecule: messenger RNA, 160 nt
Organism: Cladocopium goreaui
Lineage: Eukaryota; Dinophyceae; Suessiales; Symbiodiniaceae
Source: the annotation of a GenBank genome assembly